UGUUUCCCCUCCUCCUGAAGGGGAAGACUUGGAAGAACAGAACAGUCCUUGUCUGAAGCAAUUCAGGAGGCCAACAUUGAUUCUCUGUAUCAAAAGGAUCCUCCAAACUAAUUAACACAAGUUACACUCUUUUUCCUACUUCACUUCAUCAUGACAUUCCUGAUUCUGAUCCUCUUGCUUCUGUCUUUUCCACUGCUUUCCCUUUUUGCUCCUCGGAAGCCACCUCCUCUUCACAUUCUCCCCAUCCCCUCUGCUUCCCAGCUUCAAUGGCAACUCCCCCCCAUGGCUAUUUUCUUCCACUUCGGACCCAACACCUUCACCGAUUCAGAAUGGGGCUCUGGCCAUGCUGAUCCCUCUGUCUUCAACCCCACCCUAUUGGAUGCCUCGCAGUGGAUCUGAGUUGCUAAGGAUGCUGGGUUUUCUCGCGUUGAGGCGUUGAGGCGUUGAUCUAUCGAGAGAGAUGAUGAAAAGUCAGCCCGCGAUCGAGAACCUACUAUCAAGGAGAGGUUGAGUGGCCGACGACACGAAGGUGAGAGAGCAGCGGCAGAGUUAGGGCGGACGGUGAAGGCUCAUCGCUGUCGGUGAGAAGAGAGUGCAGACCAAAUUCAAUUCAAAAUUGAAAUUCGAGGGUUUUAUGGUGAAAUUGAAAUGCACGGUAUUUACUCUUGUGAAUUACUUUGUUAAAAUACAUGUAUUUCAUCCAAAUUCAAUUACAUUUUAUUUAGGUAAAAACAAACAGUAAAAUUGAAUUUGAGCA
This is a messenger RNA of Rubroshorea leprosula, 757 nucleotides long. Lineage: Eukaryota; Viridiplantae; Streptophyta; Magnoliopsida; Malvales; Dipterocarpaceae. The record is from the annotation of a GenBank genome assembly.